Messenger RNA from Hyphopichia burtonii NRRL Y-1933, 3309 nucleotides. RefSeq names its product SAGA histone acetyltransferase complex subunit (gene SPT7). Gene Ontology annotation, molecular function: protein heterodimerization activity; structural molecule activity. Bases 1 to 3309 code for a protein of 1102 amino acids. The record is from RefSeq and is a predicted model, not a curated record. Gene Ontology annotation, cellular component: SAGA complex; SLIK (SAGA-like) complex. The transcript is spliced from 2 exons. NCBI's taxonomy places the organism in Eukaryota, Fungi, Ascomycota, Pichiomycetes, Serinales, Debaryomycetaceae. Gene Ontology annotation, biological process: regulation of transcription by RNA polymerase II.
AUGAACAGGUUAUCAAGUUUUCAAACGAAUAACUCGAGUAAGUUGUUUCGACUCGCUAAAGAAUUGAACGAAACAAAGUUUUUCGAAAUAUUCCUUAAUGAAUAUCAAUAUAAAAUUGUUAAUCAUAUUCUAAACCAAAAUAACCUACAAUUAUGGAAAUCCUUCUUGGAUGGUAGUGUUGUUUUAAACGUGGUGAAAUCCGAUUCCAAUGAGAAUGAUGAAAACGAUGAAAAUCAUAAUAAUGAUGAUGAUACUAUAGAAGAAGGUCACCGUCCAGUCAAAUUCUUAGCAUUGCAUAUAAGGUAUCUCUUAUGGGAAAAGGCAAUUGAUUUCUAUUAUAAUGCAAAAUCCUUGGAUCAGCUGUCCACGGCAAUCAAUGAAGUGUCCGAUGAUUAUGAAUUGAUUGAUAAACUCGAAGAUCUACCCGAUACUGAAGGAGAAUUAAAAGAAGACGUGAACAAUACCACUCCUCCUCCUCCUGCAGUUAUACGAGAGGAAGAAGAUGAUUAUGACGAUGACGAUGACGAUGACGAUGACGAUUCAAAAAAAAAUACGCUUCCUGAUGAUUCAAAACUGGAAGAUUCCAAAUUAAACUAUAACGAUGAUGGUCAAAUCAUAUUAGAAAUCCCAUUAUCAACUUUUAUCCCUAAUAAUAUUCCCUUACCUUCUGCUCCUACAAGCUCUAAUGAUAACACUCUAUUCAAUUCAAGCUCAGAUACGCCUAUACCGGCAUCUUCUCAACAAACAGAACAAUUAAUAAAAGAAUUCAAUAAAGUUUAUCAUAACUUUGAAUAUGACCGUGAAACUCUAAUCAAAAGAAGAAAACUUGAAAAAUCGGAUUUACAACUCGAAGGUACUGAUAAUAAACUGGGCUCAAAUACAAAUAAUGAAGAGACCUCCGAUAAUAUGGGUAUUCAUUUUGGGUCAGCAUCUCAUUCUUUAAAACAUUUACUAGGUAAAAUUCAAAAACAGCGUGAUGAUAUCCCCAUCAAUGAUUAUGAGCUUCGUACUUUAUUCAUGGAUGUCCGUAAAAAUAGAGGUAAAUGGGCUAAUGAUUCUCGUGUCGGUCAGGAAGAAUUGUUUGAAGCUUGUGAAAAAGUUGUUCUUGAUUUAAGAAGUUAUACUGAACAUUCAACCCCCUUUUUAAAUAAAGUUUCUAAAAGAGAAGCUCCAAAUUAUGGUCUCAUAAUUAAAAAACCAAUGGAUUUAAAUACAAUUUUGAAAAAAUUGAAAAAUUUGGCUUAUAAUUCAAAGAAAGAAUUUGUUGAUGAUGUUAUGCUUAUUUGGUCAAACUGUUUAACUUAUAAUGCAGAUCCAAAACAUUUUUUACGGGCACAUGCUUUAGCAAUGCAAAAAAGAGCUUUAAAAUUAAUUCCUUCAAUUCCAAAUAUUACCAUUCGUAAUAGAGCAGAUGUCGAAAAAGAAGAAGCCGAAUUCGAAAAUAAUGAAAAUAAAGAAUCUACUCCUUCUGCUUCUGGUAAAGCUUCUAAAAAAGGCCGUAAAAGAACAAGAGAAAAUCAAAUAAAAACUGAAGAUACUGGUAGCAUAGCUCAAAGUCCUGAGAUUGCAUCUCAAGUAGGUACCCCUAAAGCUUCAGAAACUCCAAUUCCUAUGACUGGUGAUGAAGGAGCUGGUACUGUCGGACCAACCGGUACUGCUGGCGUUGGAGAAGAAGAAGAAGAAGAUCUUGAAGGUGAUGAUGUUCGUGGUGGUGAAAAUGAUCUUGAAAAUGAAGCUGAGGUUGAUCCUGAAUUACAAGCGUGGCGUUCAUUAACAGCAAAGUCUAGGGCUCAUUAUUGUGCAGCCCGUGCUGAAUUGUUUGAUGAUAACAUGAAAUUAAGAUCGGAUGCUCCUGCUAUAAUUCGUGAGUCAAAUGAAAUGAAUAAUUUCAAUCAUUAUCUUGAUAACAAACAGGUUGUAUCUAAAAGCUCAAACUUAUUGGAAAAUGAUGAGCCAUACUUAUUGGAAUACGAUAUCACUGGUGGAUUACCUGGUGUUCAAUAUAAAGGUGUUGAUGACCAAGAGGAAGAACAAAGAGAACAAAAAUUAGUAGACGUUUUUCUACAACAAUCUGGAGGUGAUCCAAAUAAAAUAAAAUCCAAUUUCAUUUUACCUACUGAAUCAGGCUUGAAUAAGAUCUAUUUUGAAAACAUCACCGAAAUUCAGGAAAUCAGAAAAAUCUGUUUUAAAAUUUCUUUAAUCAGACAAAUGCAAACUCAACAAUUUGUUCAUCAUACACAGAUGAAGCAGCCUGAAGUUGAAUAUAUAAGAGAGGUUGAUAUUGACCCCGUUUCCAAAUUACCCAAUCAUGAUCCUCACUCAGCAAAGAUACAAUUUUCUGUCCUUAGAAGAAAUAUCGCCAAAAUUGCCAUGCAAACAGGUUUUGAAACAGCGCAACCAUUUGCUGUAAACACGCUCACGCAAAUUGCUGAAAACUAUAUGGGUAAUUUAAUCAAAUCCAUUAAAUUACAUUCGGAGACUGCCUCCUCGAAUAGGCUAAACGAGAGAGAAAUUUUAUUACUCUCAUUAGUAGAAAAUGGUGUUGAUAAACCAGAUGAUUUGUAUACAUUUGUCCAAGAACGUCUCGUGAAACAAACAGACAAAUUGAAGGAUUUGAGAGUCAAGUUAUCAAAUUUCUUGAAAGAGCUUUUAAGACCAGGAUUAGAAAACUUUAACGAAAGAAGUUUCGAAGAUAACAGUGAACAAUUUAUGACUGGGGAUUUCUCUAACGAUCUUGGUGAUGACUUUUUCGGUUUCAAAGAGCUUGGUUUAGACAAAGAAUUCAAGUUAUUAAGUUCUUCAAUUCCAAUAUAUUUAUUACAUUCUAGAUUAAACAGCUCCUAUAACAGUACUGGAGUUGCAAAUAAGAGUAACAAGUAUGAGGAUUUCAAAGAAUGGGAUAUUAAAAAAUUAUCCGAAGCAGAUAUUAAAGAUCAAAUUGGAUUAUUGCAACCAUUUUACACUAAAUUACUUGAAAAAUCCAAAGCCCAUUACGUCAAAAUUCAAAGAAAAAAAGGUGAACGAACAGAUUUGCCUCCAGCAGAUCAACUCAUGUUGAUUGAAGAUGAAGAAUUACCUCAGAAACAAAGAAACAUCAGACCAAGGUUACCACCAACUGGUAAAAUCUCAUCAGUCAAAAAACGUAUUGUUGCUAACGCUUUCUUCUUACCUGAACCAAGCGAACAAGAAUCAAACACUGAAACUAAUUCGAAUGAUCAAACCAAUCCAAUAGGUAACGACUCGUAUCUGGUAAAGCCAGAGUCUUCAUCUAAACCAGUUUCCCCACAAAAACUUUCUGUCAAAGCAUAA